Messenger RNA from Drosophila nasuta, 339 nucleotides. RefSeq lists its product as uncharacterized. The transcript has 3 exons. Lineage: Eukaryota; Metazoa; Arthropoda; Insecta; Diptera; Drosophilidae. The coding region runs from base 1 to 339 and encodes 112 amino acids. The record is from RefSeq and is a predicted model, not a curated record.
AUGUGCGAGCUACAAUUGCGCAUGAUAUACGAUGGCGACAACGACAACGACAACGGCAACGGCAACGACGGCAAUGAUGCUGAUGACGACAACGCAGCUGACGAUGAUGAUGACGAUGAUGAUGAUUCUCUUCUCUUGGUGGAGGCGGCUUGUUUGCAGCUUCUCCUCGCUCCCAGUGGCAGCAACGAUGUAGACAACAACAACGACAGCAACAAAAUCGACGACAACGACGACUACCAAGAGGAGGACUGCACUGCACCGUUUGGCUCGUUUUCAAUGUACAACAUCGUUUUUAGACCCAACAAAACAGCCUCGUUCGCGGUUGGCCGUCGACUGUAG